This is a messenger RNA of Lathyrus oleraceus (garden pea), 909 nucleotides long. RefSeq names its product acyl-coenzyme A oxidase 2, peroxisomal-like. Gene Ontology annotation, molecular function: FAD binding; fatty acid binding; acyl-CoA oxidase activity. Gene Ontology annotation, cellular component: peroxisome. The record is from RefSeq and is a predicted model, not a curated record. Bases 1 to 909 code for a protein of 302 amino acids. NCBI's taxonomy places the organism in Eukaryota, Viridiplantae, Streptophyta, Magnoliopsida, Fabales, Fabaceae. Gene Ontology annotation, biological process: lipid homeostasis; fatty acid beta-oxidation using acyl-CoA oxidase. The transcript has 7 exons.
AUGAAUCAGCUUUUGGGGCUUGUUAGGGAAGCUGGGAUUAGACCCUUGAAUUAUGUGGUUAAUGAUCCUGCUAAGUAUUUUGCUAUUUUGGAAGCUGUGGGGAGUGUUGAUAUGUCGCUUGGAAUCAAAAUGGAUGUUCAAUUUAGUCUUUGGGGUGGUUCUGUUAUCAAUCUUGGAACGCAGAAACACAAGGAUAAGUACUAUGAUGGUAUUGAUAGCUUGGAAUAUGCUGGUUGUUUUGCUAUGACUGAGCUUCACCAUGAUAAAACAGUUUAUAGGGUUGAUUGUUUGAGUGUUUACCUGAUGUUAGAGUGUAGAAUGAGGAAUGAUCAUGAUUAUGCUGUUGUUAAUCGAUUUGGUUCAUUGAGGAAUGAUCAUGACAUUUUUCAGACAUUUGAAGGAGACAACACCGUUCUUCUUCAACAGGUUGCAGGCGAUCUUUUGAAACAAUACCAGAAAAUUUUUAAAGGAGGGACUUUAGCAGUGACAUGGAAUUACUUGAGAGAUUCCAUGAGCUCUUAUCUAUCACAGCCAAAUCCAGUUACUGCUAGGUGGGAAAGUCAAGACCAUCUACGAAAUCCAAAAUUUCAAUUGGAUGCUUUCAGAUACCGAAAAUCUAGAUUACUUCAUAGCAUUGCUGUACGACUUCAAAAGCAUUCAAAAUCUCUUGGAGACUUUGGUGCGUGCAAUAAAUGUUUAAAUCAUCUAUUAACACUUGCAGAAUCAUAUAUUGAGUCAGCAAUUCUUGCUAAAUUCAUUGAAGCUAUGCAGAGCUGUCCUGACCCAAGUGCUCAAGCUGCUCUGAAGCUUGCAUGUGACCUUUAUGCGUUGGAUCGAAUAUGGAAUGACAUUGGAACCUACCGCAAUGUUGACUAUGUUGCUCCCAAGUCCCAACAAAGCCAAUGUUGA